Messenger RNA from Moneuplotes crassus, 691 nucleotides. NCBI's taxonomy places the organism in Eukaryota, Ciliophora, Spirotrichea, Euplotida, Euplotidae. The record is from the annotation of a GenBank genome assembly.
AUGGAUUACUCAGAAUCACAGAUGACCUACAAGAUAAAGUUCAUUAUGUUAGGGAAUUCUGGUGUAGGAAAGACUAGUAUCACUCAUUUAGUAGAAAACCCAGAGAAGGACUUUAUCUCAGUAGAACCCACAUUAGGUUAUGAAUUUAUCAGCAAAGUUUACCAAUGAGAGUCUGACCUUGUACAAGUUCACCUUUGGGAUACUGCUGGGCAAGAUAAAUACGCUAAUAUGUCUAAUCAGUACUUUAAAAGAGCUGCAGGAGCCUUAAUCGUCUUUGAUAUUACGAGCAAAUAAAUCCUUUGAGGGAUGUAAAGAAUGGUAUUCUUAUUUAAAAGAUUCAGGGGAGGACUCAGUAGAGAUCUUAUUGAUUGGGAACAAGGUAGACCUUGAAGAAGAAAGAGAAGUCAGCACUAAAGAAGCUCAAGAAUUUGCUCGUCAAAACUCAUUCCCUUAUAUUGAAACCAGCGUAUUGAUGAACAAGAACAUUCAGGAAGGGUUUCAGAUUUUGUUAAAUAAAAUAAUCACCAAGCUGAAGAAGUUGGAGCAUAAGUCUGCCAAUAGUUCUACUCAGCAUUAUACCAGCUUUGGGUUACAAAGAGAGGCCUAUAAUUCCUCAAUAGUAUUGAGAAAAAGAGCAGAAUUGCUAACUUCAAGAGAUAAGUCCAUGGAAUCUAAGAGUUGCAAAUGCUAA